This is a messenger RNA of Calidris pugnax (ruff), 6195 nucleotides long. RefSeq names its product transmembrane protein 168 (gene TMEM168). Bases 1 to 2103 code for a protein of 700 amino acids. The record is from RefSeq and is a predicted model, not a curated record. The transcript has 4 exons. Lineage: Eukaryota; Metazoa; Chordata; Aves; Charadriiformes; Scolopacidae.
AUGUGUAGGUCACUGCGUUACUGUGUUAGUCAUUGUCUCUAUGCAGCAAUGACAAGGCUGGAAGAAGCAAACAGAGAAGUGAACAUGCACUCAUCCGUCAGAUACCUUGGCUAUCUUGCCAGAAUCAACCUACUGGUUGCCAUUUGCAUGGGCCUUUAUGUCAGGUGGGAAAAAACUGCGGAUGCACUGAUUUUGGUAAUAUUUAUUCUGGGGCUCUUUGUUCUUGGAAUUGCCAGCAUACUGUACUACUAUUUUUCAAUGGAAACGGCAAGUUUGAGUCUCUCCAAUCUUUGGUUUGGUUUUUUGCUUGGCCUUCUCUGUUUUCUUAAUAAUUCUGCCUUCAAAACGGACGUGAAAGAAGAAGCUACUAAAUAUUUGCUCCUCUCUGCCAUUGUUCUAAGGAUAUUAUGUGCUUUGGUUGAGAGGAUUUGUGGUUGCGUCCAUCAUCGCCCGACCUUGCUGACAACAGUUGAAUUUUUGGAGCUAGUUGGAUUCGCAAUUGCCAGCACAACUAUGCUGGUAGAAAAAUCUAUGAGUAUUAUUCUGUUGGUCAUGGCUUUGGCCAUGUUGAUUAUCGACUUACGUAUGAAGUCUUUUUUGGCAAUUCCAAAUUUGGCAAUUUUUGGAGCCAUUGCAUCUUUACUCUUUUUUCCAUCGCUGCAGAUCCCCACAAACCCAUUCGCCUUGGCAUGUUUCUUCAGCUGCCUGAUUACAGAUCCCCUUCUCGACGUUUACUUCAGUGGACUUUCAGUUACCGAACGAUGGAAACCCUACUUGUACCGUGGCAAAAUUUGCAGAAGGCUUUCUGUCAUCUCAGUUGGAGUCAUUGAACUAAUCUUUUUCAUUCUUGCAGCCUUUAAACUACGUGAUUUGGAUCUCUGGUAUUUUGUGAUACCUGGGUUUUCUAUUUUUGGAAUUUUCUGGAUGAUCUGCCAUGUGAUUUUUUUUAUAACCCUGUGGGGAUUUCACACCAAACUAAAUGACUGUCACAAGGUGUACUAUACCCACCGCGCAGAAAACAACAGCCUUGACAGAGUUAUGGCAUCUAAAGGAAUGCGUCACUUCUGUUUAAUCUCGGAACAGCUCGUAUUUUUCAGCCUUGUCGCGACCGCUGUUUUGGGAGCCGUUUCUUGGCAGCCAACCAAUGGGAUCUUCAUGAGUGCGUUUCUCAUCGUUUUACCUCUGGAGUCCAUGGCUCACGGGCUUUUCCAUGAGCUGGGAAACUGCCUGGGAGGAACGUGUGUGGGGUACGCUGUGGUCAUUCCCACCAACUUCUGCAGUCCCGAUGGGCAACCAACUCUUCUCCCACCUGAGCACGUACAAGAGUUAAAUCUGAGGUCUACUGGCAUGCUCAACGCCAUCCAAAGAUUUUUUGCAUAUCACAUGAUUGAGACCUAUGGUUGUGAUUACUCUACGAGCGGGCUGACCUUUGAUACCCUCCACUCCAAAAUCAAGUCUUUUCUUGAACUUCGGACGGCAGAUGGACCCAGACAUGAUACCUACAUUUUGUACUACAGUGGGCACUCACACGGCACUGGUGAAUGGGCGCUGGCAGGAGGUGAUGCCUUACGACUUGACACACUUCUGGAGUGGUGGAGAGAAAAGAACGGCACUUUUUGUUCCCGACUCAUCAUCGUUUUAGACUGUGAGAACUCUCAGCCUUGGGUUAAAGAAGUAAGAAAAGUGAAUGACCAGUAUGUUGCCGUGCAAGGAGCAGAGAUGGCCAGAGUUGUAGACAUCGAGGAAGCAGACCCUCCACAGCUCGGGGACUUCACCAGGCAGUGGGUUGAGUACAACUGUAACCCCGAUAGCACCAUCAGCUGGUCGGAGAAGGGCCGCACGGUGAAGGCGAUGUACGGGGUGUCCAAACGCUGGAGCGACUACACUUUGCAUCUGCCCACGGGCAGCGAUGUUGCCAAGCACUGGAUGAUGUACUUCCCACGUAUCACCUACCCCUUAGUACAUUUGGCCAACUGGUUUUGUGGUCUCAAUCUUUUCUGGGUCUGUAAAGCCUGCUUUAGGUGCUUGAAAAGACUGAAAAUGAGUUGGUUUCUUCCCACAGUGCUGGACACGGGACAGGGUUUCAAACUCGUCAAAUCCUAAUUAGGAACCAAAGAGGAAAUUAAGUGAGAGCUUUGGGAACUUUCUCACUUUGCUGUAAUUGCAACUUUUUAUAUGACUAUUUUUCUCUGAAAAAGUCUGCUACACUCACUUUAUUCAGCUCUUUGAGCAGCUACGGUAUAUGCAACAGUUAGAAAAUGCAAUCUUAAACAGAAGAGGGUAGGACUGUGAUAUUUGAGUUUUGUAACUGGUCUGUAUGUACCUGUGUAAGAGACAUAUUUAAUAUGACCGUGCAUUUUGGAGACAGUUCAUAUGUUCACAUGCGUUCCUUAAAGCAGCCUUUGUUCAGAGUCAGCAGUUUGAUGGACAGCAGCUCCUGGGAAUGUUACAGUCUGCUUAUUUGCCAUUUCUAUCCACUGUAAGGUUCAAAUACAGGCAAGGAACCAAGCUAAUACUCAAAUCAACGUGUAUAUCCUUGAAAUUAUAUGGUGGGGUCAAGGGUAUGAUAAAACAGCACUGAGCCAAAAAUAAAUAAAUAAAUAAAAAAGAUGAGUGAAUAGCCAAUUGUAGGUAAGUAGCUACCAGGAAUCUUUAGUUUUAUUUGCUUUUACAUCUUCAGCCCCUGCUUCAGUUCUCUACUGCCAUGAGUGGAAAUUUGCCACAGAAAACAAGGAAAUCAGACAAAUGUUUAAUGUUCUGAUGCUGCUUGCACAAUGUUUUCUGAAGUGCAGUUUUAAAAACUUUCAGUGUUACUUUCAAAAUUCAGUAUCUUGCUGGUGAUCUUUUCUCUUUUUUUGUAAAUAUUGCCAGUAGUUCGUUCAUAUAUAGAAUUAAAAGUGCACUGAGAGUUUUUCCCUCACCUGUUAGGGUGGUUCUGUCUUUUCCAGGUGUUUACUAGUUUCUAUUUCUUCAGCUACCCUGAAGAAAAAAAUAAAAAACAAACCCCAAGGAAUUUAACAAAGAAAAAAAUCCAUACAUAAAAGAUGGAAAUAGAAGUGUUGCCUUGUUUCCAUGUUUAUCUGAAGUUUUUGCUGUGCCUAAGACCUUGAUUCUGUAAAAUGCUGAGUACAGGAUCAGAGCGCUGUGUUCAUGAUCUCUUAAAAUCACAAACAUGCCAGAAAGAGCAGAUUAUUCCCUUAGGACAGGAGUGAAUCCUGAGAAUUCCUCAGUUCUGUUCUCCCAGCCCCAAGGUUCCAAUCUUAAUCCUUCCACUUACAAAGCUGGAUGAGACUCUAGAAAUCCUGCCCCUGUCUUUCCUCUUCAGUCAUAGAAACUGCAUCUCUUUCUGGUCUUGUUUUCUUAAGUGCAGAAAAUAAGGAGUGAAACAACUAAUCGACUAAGUUAAAUUUGUAGUGGAUUUUUUUUGCAUAUGUGUGUGCAAUCCAGUAGACCUAGAGUUUACUUUUUUCUGUUUCCAUCAGUAUUUUAAUAAAAAUGUUAGGUGUUAGCUGAUAUUUGUCUAAAAUAUAACUUAUUAAUUUUUUUAUUUAAAGAACUGAAACGACUUUAGGAGCUCUUUAAGUCUUUGCCAUCAAGGUUUUUUCUAAUUCCAUUUGAACUUGUUAGCCAGGUAAGUUAGAGAGUGCUAACGCUGAUACCCAUUAGUAACUCCUGAAAAUAAAAUGUGUUAUUAAAUUAUGAGAUCUGCAAUACCCAAAGUAAUUUGCGCCCACCAACUUCAAAAUGGGGACUUUGUAGGAUUUACAAGUGACAGCUACUAAGUUUCUUCAUUAGUGUAUAUUACACAACUUUGUUUUUCUCUAUCCCCUUUCAGAAAAUGAAAAGAGGGUAAAGAAAUGAGAGAUAAGAUGAGGUAUCCUACCACAACUCAGGUCCAUGGGGUCUGUCGAAGUAGAUGCUGUGACUGCAGCUCUGUCGGAUUCGAGAGGUGGCUCUUCUCAGUAAGGACAGAGGGUAAUCCCACCAUCUAAUUUCAGGUAUCCAACGUAAGUUCCUUAAGGAGUCAUCUCAUUUAAAUUCAGAUAUCUGAAAGCUGGACAUCUGAGUCCAUACUAGUGACCUGAACUGCUCCACUGCUCAUUAACAAAGAGCAAUAAAUAUUUUCAGAGGAGGAGUAAUUUGAACUCUAUUUUAGGAUUAAUUUUCCUGUGAUUUGUUUUGGUUUUGCUUUCAUAUGCUAGAGGUCAAGCAAGCAAAUCCUUUAUGUCUGUUGAAUAACCUUAGAGCACUUCUAAGUUGUCCCCUGGAGCCUGGGCUGAGUACAUAAGCUCCUUGUUCAAGCACGUACGUUGGAUACUUGAAGUUAGGCUGAAUGAGCAUCUGUCAGCUUGUAGAAAAGCAGCAGUCUCCUCUGCAGAAGUCAUUUUCAGCCAUUUCUGGUCAACAACCCUUGAGUAUAGAGAAAAAAAGAUUGCAUAAAGGCAAUCAUUUGGUUUUUAAAAUCACCGUUAUUUUGACUGCUAUUUCAGUAAAAGUUCAUCUGAUCGGAUCAUAAACUGUUCCAGCUUGGGCACUGGAAAUUUUCUACAAAGUCCCCAUAAAGCAACACUGUAAUACCCAGUAGUCACCCUGUGAACAUUUGGAAGUUAAGAAGUUAGUCCUUUCUGUUUUGGAAAAGCUUUGAAUAUCAGCCAUAGCACUUCCCGGUAAUGAUAACGGGUAAAUGUUACUCUGUACCCAUUACUGUUAACAUUGUUAGGGACAUCAUUGUUAUCUUUCUUUUUGUACAUCAAGGAGAAGAGGAAAAGUGUGGGGGCUCCUGACCUGUCCUGGCAGCGUGAGCCGUGUCCACUCUGCAGUGCAGGGAUGGGCCUGGCUCUGGGCAGGGCAAACCAGUUGGUGCUAAUCUUUUGCCUCUGUUUAUUAAAUAUUUUUCAGCUUACUGAUCAAACUGUUGAAUUUUCUCUAGGAUAGACGGGGUGCUCUUUAGCAGUUUGCUGAAAGUUAGAUAAAGAGUCAGCUAAAAAUACAGCAAAAAAGAUUAUUUGCAAAACUAAUCCCACGUUUGCAGAUCUGUUCCAGUUUUCUCAAUUAAAGCAGUCUAGUUUUCUGAAUUUGGAAUAGUUUUAACAUGAGCUAAGGUAUUCCUGCUUUUGAUUUUAUUGUUUUGUUAAAUGGCAAAGGCGUGGUGAAAAUGCUGAUUUAAACUAAAAGAAAUGUUUACAGCCAUUCAAAACUGUGAGGCCUUUUUGGACAAAGAAACUGUCUUGUGUGUUUCAAAACACUAUAAAACCCCGGGUGUGGGAUGGUGAGCCUCAGGAAUUCAGCAGUAUUCAUACCCUGCUUCUACACCGCUCCAUGGCACAGUGUCCUGACCUCACCCCUCUUCCCAGGUGGAGUUUUUCUCUGGCUCCUGGGGCUCCCACACCCUCAGCCCCAGGUGUGUGCCCGAGGGACAGCACACCAGGAGCUCCUCAUCCCAGAGAGGAGGGAGGAGUUACCCUCUGCUCUUCCCUGAAAGAGGAACGUAAAUCCAAUUCCAAAGAAUGUUACAUAUGCUAUCAGUUAAGUACAAGUUGUUUUUAUUAGCGGUAACAUGCCUGAGAAUUGUCUGGAUGGAGAAUAUCUAAACUUUUCUUUUUUUCCGAGGCUUGUCUCUAUGCUGUAUAUUCAGACAUUUUGUUAUAAAGGUUGUUAUAAAUUUAUAUCACGGCAGGAAUUUUAUGUUGACUUUGUUUCAUUUACCUCCUGUAUAAUAUCAGCCUUGCUGAAACAUGCGAAUGCACUAAGUUGUACAAAUUUAAGUCUUUAAAAAGAAUUCGAAUUGCAAAUUCACAGUAGUAUUUUUCUCUGAACAAGUAUUGGGGGAAAAAAGCCAUUCUUCCUCAUUUUUGCACUACCAGAGUUGAGUAUUUGCAGCUCCUUAUGCUUUGUAUGCCUUGGGAAUGUUGUUGCCCAGCCUUCAAGUUUUUCCCGGAAAGAAUUUCUUCACCUUUAUUAAGUUUUCCCUUUACUUUACAAAGGCAUAAUUAAUGCUACGCUGGCUGUAAAGCGGCUCUGUUGCCAGCAGUAGACGGUGUAACUGGGUUAAAUUUCUUGUGUAUAAAUACUUUUUUGUGGGAGGAUUUUUACCAGACAUACCGAUUUUAGAUCUGUAAAUAGAUUUUUUGUGUGUGUGUAUUUGUGAUAUUGCUUAAAUAUAUUUUGCUGGUUUGGAUGCUAAUUUCCAUUUCA